Molecule: messenger RNA, 1224 nt
Organism: Fusarium venenatum
Lineage: Eukaryota; Fungi; Ascomycota; Sordariomycetes; Hypocreales; Nectriaceae
Product: FAS1 domain-containing protein
Biological process (GO): macroautophagy
Cellular component (GO): fungal-type vacuole membrane
Source: RefSeq, a predicted model, not a curated record
AUGGCCAAGCAGAAACCCUCGUUAUGGAGAGCGCUCCGAGCGCUUGCCUUCAUUGUAUCAAUCCCUCUACUCAUACAGUACCUUGUCCUCAAAUGGUACAGCACGUCACAAGUUACACCCACGCCAGCGCUACAUGAAGCUCAUCACGAGACAAAUCUCACAGUUUGGGAGGUCUUGAGUAACGAUGACCGCGUUUCCAAAUUUGUCGAGAUUGUGGGCAAAUUGCCUGACAUCGUCCGGGGUCUCUCAGCACCACAGGCUCGCUUCACUGUAUAUGCCCCUGUAAAUGAGGCCUUUGACUCGUUCUAUUUCCCACCCGAUCCGCCACCAUUCUUUGGCUUGUUUAUCGCUGGAUGCCAUAUGGGGCCUGGGCCAAUACCAGCUGAGCGCCUUCCGACAAUGGGCACAGUUUCGUCCUUUGUCAAUGGAGACAUAUUCUUCACUUAUAAGCAGCGAAUUAGUGUACAGCAGGACAACAGUGGGCUUACACUGAAUCAGGCGGCUCGACUGCUCCCAUUGAACAAAUCGCAGUCAAUCGCCGUCAACGGGUUUAUUCAUCAUAUUGACACUGUAUUGGAGCUCCCCAACUCGACUGCUCAUGCUCUUCGUACCCGACCAGAAUUAUCAAGACUGCGACGGGGUCUAGAGGCAUCGAAGUUGUCCGAAAGUAUUUACGACACUAACGCGCACGUAUCUCAAACGAUCUUCGCCCCAACCAAUGUUGCAUUUGAUCGUCUUGGGAAAACGGCAAACAAGUUCCUAUUCAGUCAUGGAGGUAGACCUUAUCUUCGAGCUCUACUAAAAUACCAUGUCGUGGCCAACAAAACACUAUUCAGUGACUCUUAUUGGCCUCAUGGUGGAGCUAAAUUGGUGGAUCUAAGUCAACCAGAGAUGAAAGACUCUCAUCAGUUUGAUCUACCGACAUUGCACAGUAACCUCAGUAUGAAGGUUGAGAGUCGAAAGGUUCAUAAGAAGUGGCAUCUGAAUGUCUUAAAAGGCCAACUGGUUGAAGGCAAGAGCCACGAUUAUGUUUCAAUCUCAACACCUGAUAUCAUCCUCAUGGAUGGAGUCAUUCAUCUCAUCGACUCGAUCUUGUUACCUCCGGCUGUCUCGCAGCAAAAAGAGAUGUCUUGGCUAAGUCGACUUACAUCGUUAUUUGGGUACGGAAAGCAAAGUAUUGAGGACUUGGUAGACUUACUGGGUCCUUACAUUGAUGAAACUUGA